UGCAAUGGUAUGAGUCUAAUGAUCUCGUGUUAAAACAAGCCACGGCAUCCUUGGAGCUGGAGCCAGAAAAACUGCCUAUUUCUUGCUAGGCUGUCGAGCUCGGCUCGAGGAAGGAACACGGAGAGAACAGUAUAAUGAAAAUAAAGUUUAUCGACAGAUGUUUAUCGACAUAUACAUGAAACUACAAUAUCAGAAUUCAAAAGGUUUGCCUAAGUAAAUGUUAGGAAUGUUUUCCGUAUGUCGCAUCCUUCCGUUGGACAUGCGCGUUCCGUUCUCCCCCGGGUAGACACCGACAGGAGGGGUGUCGGGGCGCGUACCCCUGUGAAAAGCGCGUCCCCAUCUGAGGUAUUGGGGAUACAUGCAUGAGCAGGAUACGGGAGCGCGCUCUCUGUCCCCGCUGCCCACAUCUUUACCUACCCUGUAUUUUCCUGCGCACUCGAAGAUUGGUAAGGGUUCAUCAGAUCACCGCGGAGCAGGAGAACAGGUUAAAAUGGAGAAGGUGCUGGGACUAGCGGUAGUGUCGACUAUUUUCUGUGUCGGAUCCGUUGUUGGAAAAUUUGUUCAAGGAAUCGUCAACACGAAAGAGGAUUGGGUUUUCCUGACCCGCUUCUGUUUCCUGACCAAUUUUGGCCGGUUGGACUUCAGGUUCCGGUACCCAAAGUCACGCUGCUGUCAGAACAUAUUGCUGUACUUUGAUGACAGCUCACAAUGGCCAGCAGUAUACAAGAGGCCAGAUAAGGACUGCUACCAGAGGGAGGGCGUGCUGCGGCCAGAGAAUAACCAGGUCAUCAACCUGACCACGGACUACAAGUGGUCUGGCUGUGAGGUGGAGGUGGAGGGUGAUGAGGAGUCUCUCAGCUGUGUGGGGGGGCGCAGUUUCCGCUCGGUCAGAGAGAGGUGGUGGUACAUCGCUCUCAGCAAGUGCGGGGGAGACGGAUUGCAGUUGGAGUACGAGCUGAAACUAACCAAUGGCCAAUCCUUCUGGACUCGCCAUUUCUCGGCUGACGAGUUCGGAAUUCUGGAGACCGACAUCACCUUCCUCGUGAUCUUUGUAGUCGUAUUCACCAUCUCCUGCUACUUUGCACAUAACCUGAAGGGAAGACAGCUUCUCCACACCACCUAUAAGAUGUUUAUGACGGCGGCGGGAGUGGAGGUGCUCAGUCUGCUGUUCCACUGCAUGUACUGGGGCCUGUAUGCCAGGGACGGCUUUGGCAGCGGCGGCCUGAAAAUGAUGGGGAAAUUAUUGUUCUCUGUCAGUUUCUUGAUCUUCCUGCUUAUGCUGAUUCUGCUGGGGAAAGGCUUCACAGUGACCAGGGCGCGCAUCAGCCACAGUGGCUCUGUGAAGUUGUCCAUCUACAUGACCGUCUACACCAUCACCCAUGUCAUCCUCUUCAUAUAUGAGGCAGAGUUCUUUGACCCGGGUGAGGUUCUGUACGCGUACGACAGCCCGGCCGGGUAUGGCCUGAUGGGGCUGCAGCUGCUGGCCUACGUGUGGUUCUGCUACGCCGUGCUCGUCUCGCUGAAGCGCUACCCCGAGAAACAGCCCUUCUACAUCCCAUUCUUCUCCGCCUACACCCUCUGGUUCUUUGCGGUGCCAGUGAUGGCUCUGAUUGCCAACUUUGGGAUCCCUCGCUGGGCCCGGGAGAAGAUUGUCAACGGCAUCCAGCUGGGCAUCCACCUCUACGCCCACAUCGUCUUCCUGGCCAUCACACGGCCCUCAGCGGCCAAUAAGAACUUCCCCUACCACGUGCGGACGUCCCAGAUCGGCAUCCUGCUGCCCAGCCCUAAGGGUGCUGGGGGAGAGACCUUCCCUCACCACGCCUACGGGAACAGCAGCUUCCUGGGCGACUCGCAGCCCAACUUCACCGAGCUCUUCUCCAUAAACGCAGCCCCGAUGAAGACUGUGGAUGAGGCAGGGGUGCGCAAGAGUCAGGAGGUGCCUCGGAACAGCGAGCAGAAGAUCAUCACCACCACGGCCGACCUCAUAUCCAACCUGACCCCCCCACCACUCCCGCCCUUUCCCCCGCGCAUCGUGGCCCACUCGCCGCCCAGCCUCCGCCUCUCCUCCCACUUCACCGAGUACUUCAGCAUGCAGGGAGGGCCCGGCCAGGGCUCCAAAGCGUAGUCACAGAGUGAGAGAGCCAAGAGAUCGGGAGGCAGACAGGCAGAGAACAGAGGAAAGAGAUGGAUGGUUGUGUAUCU
Molecule: messenger RNA, 2202 nt
Organism: Clupea harengus (Atlantic herring)
Lineage: Eukaryota; Metazoa; Chordata; Actinopteri; Clupeiformes; Clupeidae
Gene: tmem145
Product: transmembrane protein 145
Biological process (GO): G protein-coupled receptor signaling pathway; response to pheromone
Source: RefSeq, a predicted model, not a curated record